AUGAGAAUUAUAUGCUUAGCUUUAAUUGCUUUACUUGCAAUAUCUGUUGUCUAUGCUGAUGAAGAUAUUGAUGCUAUCAAGGAAUGCGCUACUUCUACUGAUGCCCAAAUGAAUUGUGGUGAAGAUGAAGAUGAGGCCUGUGAAAAAGAAAAGGAAAGAUUGGAAUCAUGCAUAGAUGGUUGCGACAACGGUUCCUUCGAUUAAACUAUGUAUGAAUAAGGGUUAUGCUUUUAAAAAAAGUGUACUACCAAAAACUCAAAGCUCAAAACUGCUUUAUCAAAUUACAUUAAAUGUUUCCUUAAAUUCCCUCCCACUGAAGAUAAUAAAAAUGAAGGCGACAAUAAAGGUGAAGGUGAAAAUAAGGAUGAAGGAGAAAAGAAAGAUGAAGGUGAAAAUAAGGAUGAAGGAGAAAAGAAAGAUGAAGGUGUAAAUAAGGACGAAGAAAACAAGAAAGAUGAAGGAGAAAAGAAGGAUGAAGGAAACAAGAAAGAUGAAGGAGAAAAGAAAGAUGAAGAAAACAAGAAAGAUGAGGGAGAAAAGAAAGACGAAGGAGAAAAGAAAGACGAAGGAGAAAAGAAAGAAGAAGGAAACAAGAAAGAUGAAGGUGAAAAGAAGGAUGAAGAUAAUAAGAAUGGAGAAGGAGAAAAGAAAGACGAAGGAGAGAAGAAGGAUGAAGGAAACAAGAAUGAAGAAGAAACAAAGAAAGAUGAAGGUAUCAAAAAAGAUGAAGAAAACAAAAAAGACAAUGUUGAAUAAGGCCAAAAAGACCAAAAGGGAGAUAAUGGCUCAAAAGAUCAAAAAGAUCAAAAUGGCAAGACUGUUAAAGCUGAACAAAGUGUUAUUUCUGGUGGAAACUCAUUAGUUUUUGCACUCACCUUAACUAUCUUAGCUCUAUUAAAUUGA
Molecule: messenger RNA, 903 nt
Organism: Tetrahymena thermophila SB210
Lineage: Eukaryota; Ciliophora; Oligohymenophorea; Hymenostomatida; Tetrahymenidae
Exons: 1
Source: RefSeq, a predicted model, not a curated record